This is a messenger RNA of Coregonus clupeaformis (lake whitefish), 2199 nucleotides long. RefSeq names its product toll-like receptor 13. The transcript has a single exon. NCBI's taxonomy places the organism in Eukaryota, Metazoa, Chordata, Actinopteri, Salmoniformes, Salmonidae. Gene Ontology annotation, biological process: toll-like receptor signaling pathway; inflammatory response; immune response. Bases 118 to 1647 code for a protein of 509 amino acids. The record is from RefSeq and is a predicted model, not a curated record. Gene Ontology annotation, cellular component: membrane. Gene Ontology annotation, molecular function: transmembrane signaling receptor activity; protein binding.
CUCUUUCUUUUACACAAUCAAAUCUCCAUCCUUCCAGGAUGUGUUUUCCAGGAUUUGAGAGAAUUAAGGAUCCUAAAACUGGAAUCAAACUAAAUUCUGACCUAGAAUGAUGCCUUCAUGACUGGUUUGCACAAACUUGAGACUUUGAAUUUGGCAGGCAAUAAACUGAGCUCUAUCAGACAAGAAGAGUUUAAAGGCGUAGCAUCACUCAAGACUUUGCUUUUAUUUGACAAUCAGAUUGCAAGUAUGGAAGAUGGAGCCUUUGAGGGAUUGGUCAACCUUACAGAACUUAAAAUGGGCUCAAAUAAGAUCCCUCAAAUAGACAUUCGAAAGACUGUGCUCUCAGGACUUACAUGCUUAACAACUCUUGAUAUAUCCUGUAAUUGCAUCACAUAUGUAAAUGAUGAUAAAUUAAACCCUCCACCCUUCUCUCAUCUGACAUCUCUGGAGAACCUGCAUAUCCAUAGUCCGCGUCGCAAGGGACUGUCUCAUCUACCAAUCAACUUUCUUGAAGGUCUGAAAUCUUUAUUGGCAUUCAAGGCAGGGAAUCUUAACAUUAAGGACCUGCACCCAGACACAUUCAUUCACACACCCCGGUUGUGGUUCCUUGAUAUCAGUAAGAAUGAGUUCACAGCCCUCACACCAAAGCUGUUUCACCCAACCCCAAGGCUCAACAGAAUGUACCUGUCCAAAGCCCGACUUCAGUCCUUAGAUUUCCUCAUAGGAGCAAACCUCAGUAGAGUCACUUUCUUGCAGGUGAGCAAGAAUGACAUAACAGUAGUCAAUGAGACAGUGUUGCGGUAUCUCCCUGCCUUGACAUACCUGGACAUGCAAGAUAAUGCUUUCACCUGUGGCUGCAGCGAUGCUUGGUUUGUCCAGUGGAUGGAGAGCGACAACCAAACACAAGUUGAUGGUGCAGGAGAAUUUACCUGCAACUAUCCUGCUGAGCUAAAGGGCACCAAGCUGUUGGACGUUGAGCUUCAGUUCUGUACAGUACACUUAGGACUUUACUACUACAUCUCUACCACUUCUCUCGUCCUCCUCAACCUGAUAGCAUCAUUUGCCUACCACUUCCUGAAAUGGCAGGUCAUUUACGGAUAUUACCUCUUCCUGGCUUUCCUCUAUGACACCAAGCAAAGGAAUAAGCGCAUGCCUCAUGGCUGUCAGUACGAUACGUUCAUCUCCUACAACGCCCACGAUGAACCCUGGGUCCUGAGGGAGCUGCUGCCAGAGCUGGAGGGAGAGCAGGGCUGGAAGCUGUGUCUCCACCACCGGGACUUCCAGCCAGGCAAACCAAUCAUAGAGAAAAUUAUGGACGGCAUCUAUGGAAGCCGCAAGACCAUCUGUUUGAUCAGCCACCGCUACCUGGAGAGUGAGUGGUGCUCCCGGGAGAUCCAGGUGGCCAGCUUCCGGCUCUUUGAUGAGAAGAAGGACGUCCUGAUUCUGGUGUUCCUGGAGGAGAUUCAUACCCACCAGCUGUCACCCUACCACCGGAUGAGGAAGCUGGUGAAGAGACGAUCCUACCUGAGUUGGCCCAGAGCUGGUGAGCACACCGGGGUCUUCUGGCAGCAACUACGGCUGGCUUUAGAGACCAAGGACAGCCCUGCUGAGGAAAAUCCCAUCCUCUCUGGAGUGGAGGCUCUGUGAUUGUGACACCCUGAUUUGAAACAACCAUCACACUCUGAACCUUUUCUUUACAGCUACAUGAGAAUAUCAUUAAGCAAUGCUUAUACAUUUGUAAUAGGACAUUUGAUUAACCAGUUCAUGAUCACAUUUACAUGUAAGACUUAUUUUUGCUUGUAAUACUGUAGAUGUACUUAUCUGAAUGUAUUACUUGAUUUUUCCUCUAUCUUAUUUAUCUCAUAAAUGAAUGCAAUAUAAUCACACUAUUUCAGUUUCUUUGUAUCUUUUUAAUUCAACUCAUCUCUGUCAUACAAAAAUGUUAAGCAUAAAAUGUGAUAAUACAGUAUUUGGGUGACUUGUGAGUUGUUGUGUCAAGUUAAAGUAACUGCCCAGGGUUUCCAGACUUUUAUGAAAUAUGACCUAUAAUUAUUUCCAAUAUGAGUGAAAUAGUUUUAUGUUAAAUUAUGUUAAAGUAUGUUAAAUUGCAGCUUUUCAACACAACAGAAUGGUUUUGCCGUAUACGAUCAUAAAAAAUUAAUGCGAGUAGAAAGCAGAUUAGUCAGCUCAUCCUCCAAA